Drosophila navojoa is the source of this 148-nucleotide messenger RNA. RefSeq names its product cecropin-1/3. Gene Ontology annotation, biological process: defense response to Gram-positive bacterium; antibacterial humoral response; defense response to Gram-negative bacterium. NCBI's taxonomy places the organism in Eukaryota, Metazoa, Arthropoda, Insecta, Diptera, Drosophilidae. Gene Ontology annotation, cellular component: extracellular region. The record is from RefSeq and is a predicted model, not a curated record.
UGGCUGAAGAAGAUUGGCAAGAAAAUUGAACGCAUUGGCCAGCACACACGGGAUGCCACCAUCCAGGUCUUGGGCAUUGCUCAACAGGCAGCGAACGUUGCGGCCACAGCCAGGGGCUAAUUAUUUAUAGAAUCUAUUAUUAUUUAUU